Molecule: messenger RNA, 1960 nt
Organism: Lactuca virosa
Lineage: Eukaryota; Viridiplantae; Streptophyta; Magnoliopsida; Asterales; Asteraceae
Source: the annotation of a GenBank genome assembly
CACUUCAGAACGCUUGAACUUGCCGGUUUGGGAGGUGGUACGGAAAUCAGUCACAGGCUCGGGACCUGCUUUCUACUUCCCUGAAGCUCAUCCUCAACCUCAGCUUUUCAGUUAAGUGUUUGACCUCGAUGGAAAACAGAAGACGGGGAAGAAUUAGAGAACAUAUACGUUUGUUUCUUCUGUGGGUCUAGGGUUUUGUUUGUGGGUUUUUUAAUUAUUGGGGAUUUUGUUGGCGAAAUUGUACAUCAAUCGAUAGAUGGGGUUAGGGUUCUGGGUCAACAGUGCAAUUUGAGGUCAGCUGAUGCUAAACAGAAGGCGGUGUAGAGUUAGAUCACAGAGAUGUAUGUUUAUUUUGUCGGUCUAGGGUUUUAAUUAUUGGGGUUUUUGUUAGUGAAAUUGUACAUGAACAGAUAGAUGGGUACUAGGGUUCCGGUUCAACAGUUUAAUUUGAGAUCGGCUGAUUCAUACAUAGAUGGGACUUCUUUGCAUGAUCUGAAUACUGUGGAUGGACGUUCUGGAGAGAUCAUUGAACCCAUGGUUGACCGAAGUGCUGUUACAGAUGAAAGCUUAGACAAUGAAGACGACUCUGGUGCUGUUGAAUGCAUGCAUGAAAGUUACCAGAAUACAUUACCACUUCAUAAUGUAGGGGUAGAUGGAGGUCAUUCAAGCCUUGAUUCGAACGGGUCUUCAAGGGACCCAUAUAAUAUAUUAUCAGCCAAUGAUGUUUCACCAAUAGAAACAGCAAGAGCAAGAUUUCUGGAUUUUGUGGUGGAUAAUUUCAUUGGGUCACAUAUAGUUGAAGUAACAGAUUCUGAGACAGAAAGUUUAUCUCAAUCUGUGGAAGAAAAAGUGAGCAAGAGGAAGGAAAGAGAGAUCCAAUAUGAAGGUGAUUCUCUUUAUGCAUUGCCAUUGAUGUAUGUGGCAAAUAUGUAUGAAAGUUUGGUUAAUGAAGUAAACAUGAGACUUUCUUCAUUGGAUGGCAUGCGUGAAAAGACCAUUGGAGUGGCACUUGAAGCUGCUGGUGGUUUAUAUAGGAAGCUUGCAAAGAAAUUUCCUAAAAAAGGACCUUGCACAUUUAAAAGAAGAGAACUAGCAACAUCUUUUGAGACAAGAUCAAGAUUUCCUGAAUUAGUAAUACAAGAAGAGAAACGGGUUCGUUUUGUUGUAGUCAAUGGUUUGGAUAUCAUGGAGAAGCCAACUAUUACACAUAUAGAUGAUGCAGAGUGGUUCAAAAGGUUGACUGGUAGAAGUGAUGUGGCAGUUUCUCCUCGUGACUAUAAGUUUUAUGCUCCAAGACAUAAGUAUCGGCGUUCUUCAUCCAAUUCUGUUUCAAGCAUUUCUGGUUUUUCUACUUUUCCUGGUGCUGAUAAUUCUUCUCCAAUGUCUGUUGCUCAAGGAUACCGCUCUCUUACUGAACCACAUCCACAAGAUGAUGAACAUCAGCAGACAUCAUCAAAACAGCAUAUGCAAAGUCUUCCACACCAGGGUCAGUUUCAUAUUCAAUCGCUGACUCAUGGUCAACAUGGUCAAUAUUCUCAAUCAUCACAUCUUCCUGAAAUUGGGCACACACAGCAGUCCUCUGCCAUGUCUCAACAGUUGGCUUGUUUACAACCACUCACUCACCUUGGAGCCCGCUUGCAUGUACUGCCUACAAGCCCUGCAAAGUUUUGUGACGAAUGUGGUGCUCCAUAUUUGCGAGAAACUUCCAAAUUCUGCUCAGAAUGUGGUGUCAAGAGGCUAGGGACAUGAUGUUUUUCCUUUUUUCUUUUGCUCUGGUAAAAGACGUGAAUGCCCUCCUCAUCAAUGUAGGGCUGAUGUGCGUCUGUUGUUGAAGUUUUUUGUGAUGAAGGGGUAGGAUUAGUUGUUGUAUUGUGGAUGUUUACUAUGUAUUGGAAUAGUGAAUGUGUCUUGUAAAAAUUACAAAUAUUUAUGUUAAAUCAGCUAGAGGUGUUUGUGGUUU